Molecule: messenger RNA, 474 nt
Organism: Sparassis crispa
Lineage: Eukaryota; Fungi; Basidiomycota; Agaricomycetes; Polyporales; Sparassidaceae
Product: 60S ribosomal protein
Exons: 5
Coding region: 1-474 (157 amino acids)
Biological process (GO): translation; ribosomal large subunit assembly
Cellular component (GO): ribosome; cytosolic large ribosomal subunit
Molecular function (GO): structural constituent of ribosome; rRNA binding
Source: RefSeq, a predicted model, not a curated record
AUGGCCCCGACAAAGAGCACGAAGGGUAAGGCGGCCGCCAAGGCCACGGGGAAGGAUGCCAAGGCCAAGGCAGCGAAAAAGGCCGCGCUCGCCGGUACACACGCCCACGACUCGCGGAAGGUCCACUACUCUGUGUCGUUCCACCGCCCCAAGACUCUCCGCCUGCCUCGUGAACCUAAGUACCCUCGCAAGUCCAUCCCACAUGUGCCACGAAUGGACCAGUUCCGGACGAUUGUCUCGCCGCUGAACACUGAGUCGGCGAUGAAGAAGAUUGAGGAGAAUAACACCCUGGUCUUCAUCGUCGACAUCAGGUCGAACAAGCGUCAAAUUAAGGACGCGGUGAAGAAGCUGUACGACGUUCAGGCUUUGAAGGUCAACACGCUCAUCCGUCCCGAUGGCAAGAAAAAGGCCUACGUGCGGUUGGCGCCCGACCACGAUGCGCUGGACGUGGCAAACAAGAUUGGUUUCAUCUAA